UCAGGUGGGUGGGUCCUGUGGCCGAGGGGAAGAUGGCGGCAGCCGUGGUGCUUGCUGCCGGGCUCUGCGUAGUGCGCCGGGUAGUGGCGGUCGCGGGGCCGCGGGGGGCUCAGGUCCGAGGAGCUGCAGGUGUGACUGAUGGGAAUGAAGUAGCAAAGGCCCAGCAGGCUGCUCCUGGGGGAGCAGCCCCAACCAUCUUCUCUCGGAUCCUGGAUCGAAGCCUCCCAGCUGACAUUCUAUAUGAGGAUCAGCAGUGCCUGGUAUUCCGUGAUGUGGCCCCUCAGGCUCCUGUGCACUUUCUGGUCAUUCCUAAGAAGCCCAUUCCUCGGAUUAGCCAGGCUGAAGAAGAAGACCAACAGCUUCUAGGACACCUUCUCCUUGUGGCCAAGAAGACAGCAAAGGCUGAGGGGCUGGGAGAUGGAUACCGACUUGUGAUCAACGAUGGGAAGCUGGGUGCACAGUCUGUAUAUCACCUGCACAUUCAUGUACUUGGGGGCCGACAGCUCCACUGGCCUCCAGGUUGAACCUACUAAAUGAUCAAGGACCCUUGACCUGGAUGCUUGGAUGGGGUGGGGAGAAAAAGGUCCCUGUGAUGCUAAUAAACUUGUUCUUCUUCAA
Vicugna pacos (alpaca) is the source of this 618-nucleotide messenger RNA. It is a transcript of the gene HINT2, whose product is annotated as histidine triad nucleotide binding protein 2. Gene Ontology annotation, molecular function: catalytic activity. Lineage: Eukaryota; Metazoa; Chordata; Mammalia; Artiodactyla; Camelidae. The record is from RefSeq and is a predicted model, not a curated record.